GUGAUGUGGAAUUUGAAUGGUAUGGCAGCACACUGUGUAAUCAAUCACGGAUUCAAAAGAAUUUGUGCCGUCGGCUUAGCGGUGUUAUGUGUGCUGUGAUUUUUAAGUUAUGAAUACAAUUCGAUGGGUAAUUGAAAAUGUAACGUGAGAAUUAGGUUGUUUUUGUUUCUAUCAAUUCGAAAUUUGAAUUCUGUGCACAGUGAUUAACCGAUUACCUAAACAUAUUGUGGACUGUGGUAUUGAAGUGUUUUGAACAAAGAUUUUCGCGUUUCUAAUAAGGUUUUUAUGACAAUUAGUUAACAUUAUUUGUGGUUCUGGUGCAAAACAAGCGUGAUUAGUUCAGGUUCGCCGGUGAGGGAGAGGGAAGCGAGUGUCGAAUCAAAAUGCAGAAUUCUUGAAACCGCCGUCGCGUCGACUCGUUUUUGUUUUAAUUACGAACUAAAAUAUAAAUAAACAGCUCCAUCGAAUAUUAAUGUGAUAAAAGUCGUUUGUUGUGUUAAUAAUAUGAUAAGUACUUUACGUUCCGUUCAUUAAAUGCUCAAUAUCGCGCGUGAAUGCUUUCAAAACGUUUGAAAAUAAAACAGUUCCUCAAAAUGGCUAGUGAUUUAAAUAUAAUAUACGUCCAAAAAGUGAAUUGAUAUAGUGAUAAUUUGUGAAUAGUGUUGUGUUGUGUUUUUCGCGAGUAAAUGUUUGUUGUGGUUAAUCGAUUUGUCCGCGCGUUUAGUGUCAGCGCCAUCUAUUGUCGAGUAGUGAUGUUAAGUUGACGUGAUGGAGGCCGGUUUCAUACCGGUGGGUUCACCGGGCGCCGCGGGCGGGAACGUUCCGCCAGCUGCCGUUAUGGCGCCACCGGCGAAUGUGGUUCGCGCGCCGGGUUUGAAGCGCGGGAAAAUGGAGGAGGCCAUUUCCGAUAGGAUCAAAUUGGAGACGGUGCUGGGUCUGACGGUGAGCAGCAAUGCGGCGCUGGACUGCGAUCCGAAUACUGAACUCGUGGCCUAUCCAGCUGGGUGCACCGUGGUCCUGUACAACGUGCGCAAGAACCGCCAGUCACACGUGCUGAACGCGUCGCGCAAGAGCGUCACGUGCGUCGCGUUCUCGCCGGACGGCCGCUACCUGGCGACCGGCGAGUGCGGCCAUGCGCCCGCGGUGCGCGUGUGGGACCUGCAGGAUCCAAGUCAGUCUGGAGCAGUUCAGAUAGCAGAAUUCCCUGGUCAUACUCAUGGAGUUAAUUGUGUGGCUUUCUCCACAUCAUCCAAAUACCUAGUGUCGGUAGGAUCGCAGCAUGACAUGAUCGUCAAUGUGUGGGAUUGGCGGGCUAACCUGAAAUUGGCCAGCAAUAAGGUGUCGUCCCGUGUGAAGGCUGUCAGCUUCUCCGAGAGUGGCAACUAUUUCGUCACAGUUGGCUUCCGGCACGUCAAGUUCUGGUAUCUGGAAUAUUCUAGAAAUGCGAAGUUCAAAGAGCCGGUGCCGCUGAUGGGCCGCUCCGCGAUCCUCGGCGAGCAGAAGGACAACGAGUUCUGCGACGUGGCCUGCGGGCGCGGCGCCUGCGCCGGCAGCACGUACGCGAUCACGCGCGGCGGCCUGCUCUGCGAGUUCAACGGGCGCCGCCUGCUCGACAAGUGGGUCGAGCUGCGGACGGCGAGCGCGAACUGCAUGGCCAUCGGCUCGGGCUACAUAUUCGUGGGCUGCGCCGAGGGCAUCGUGCGCUGCUUCGCGCCCGACUCGCUGCGCUACGUCACCACGCUGCCGCGCACGCACUACCUGGGGGUGGACGUGGCGCAGGGGACGAACAUUAAUCACAUGUUCAGCCAGCCGCCGAACGCGCGGUACCCGGACGCGAUCGCGCUGACGUACGACGAGAGGAACCACAAGCUCACGUGCGUGUACAACGACCACAGCUUGUACGUGUGGGACGUGAGGGACAUAAAACGGGUGGGCAAAUCCCACUCGGCCCUGUACCACUCGGCGUGCAUCUGGGGCGUGGACAUGGUGGGCGCGGGGGCGCCGCUGCCCGCCGGCACCUUCCUCACCUGCUCCAGUGACGACACCGUGCGCCUGUGGAACCUGCACGCGGAACAGCCGAAUAUAUAUAGUAAUGAAUUGAACAAGGUAUUAUAUAUAGAUCCUGAAUUGAAAUUCCUAAAGGACGUCGAUCUGACGGCCACCAGCGACCGGGAUAAGUCGAAGACGUACGAUGAUAAGAUUGGCGUGAGAUGCGUCCGCGUAUCCCCGUGCGGUAAGCACAUAGCGGCCGGCGACAGGGCCGGCAACAUCUGGAUCCACCCCAGCGGGGGGAGUGGAACACCAGCUCACACCCUGGAGGCGCACGACGCGGAGGUGCUGUGCCUGGAGUACUCGGAGAGGCCGCGCCUGCUCGCCUCCGCCUCCAGGGACCGGCUGAUACACGUGUUCCUGGUGGACAAGGGCUACCAGAUACUCCAGACCCUGGACGAGCACUCGUCGUCCAUAACCGCCGUGAGGUUCCUCAGCUCGAGCAGCGGCCUGCAAAUGGUAUCGUGCGGUGCGGACAAGACGAUACUGUUUAGACAGUUGAAGAUGACGCAAGAUGGCGGUUACCAAUUCGCACGCGGUCAAAAUGUGUCGGGGCGGACUACUCUUUAUGACAUGGAAGUGGAUGCUGGGGGCAGGCAUAUACUCACCGCUUGUCAGGAUCGCAACGUGCGCGUGUACAGCGCGUCGCACGGCCGCCACACGAAAACCUUCAGAGGCACUACCGCCGAGGAUGGUACACUGAUCAAGGUGGCACUGGACAGCAGCGGUAUAUAUCUGGCAACAUCGAGUACAGAUAAAAUAUUGAGCGUCUACGACUAUUACUCGGGCGAGUGUAUGGCAACGAUGUACGGGCAUUCCGAGAUCGUUACCGGGUUGAGGUUCACGCCGGAUUGCCAGCACGUGGUGUCGGCGAGCGGCGACGGGUGCAUAUUCGUGUGGCGAAUAUCCAGGAAAGUGCCCCCGUCCAACGGCGUGUCGGGGCUGGAGAGCGAGACCGACUCGCACCUGGGCUCGCCGCCCCGGGACGUGCCGGGCGACGACAAGUUCGCCGCGCCCGUCGUGCCGGACUACACGUUGCGCAUUGGCCGCCUCCCGUCGUGGGCCAAGAAGAGUCUGGGCGACGACGUCAGCGCGCCCGCCGCGCCGCCCGAGCCGCCGCGCGGCAAGUGGGCCUCCAGGGUCUUGCCCGCAGAAAAAAGAGUAGACUCCGAUGGGUCCAAAGACAGUUCGCUAGACAGCGGUACCGACACGAGAUAUAUCGAAAAGCGACGAGAGCAGGGCGUCAAACAAAGGCCGAAAUCGCUCAACCUGUCCCAACUGCCGCGCGUCGAGGCACUGUUCCGAAACUUUGACAGAACGAUGCGGGCCACGUACGAUAUACUGACGAUAUCGCCGAGGGCGGAAAAGGUAACAAUAAAUAUAUCGAAAACGCGUACGCCGGAGACGCGUACGCGGCAUCACACGGACGACUCCUCACUUGGCAGUCUCAAGUUUGAGGAUCAGGAAUCGACGGAACACGACGGCGACGUGGAGGAUAUAUCGGAUGGUGAGAGGACGUCUUCCUCGGAGCGUGGGAAUCGGCCGACGUACUAUCCGGGGAAUAAUGAUGAAGAGACACCUAGCGAGUUCAUGGUGACAGCAAUGGACGCAACCGAACUGCGGCAGUCGAUGCGGCGUUCGAAACGCUGGGCGGGCGAAACGCCGCGUCUGGAUCUGCCGCCCGCCGCCUCGCUGAGCGGCUCGCCGCACGACUCGGAGGAUGAUGAGGUAUCCACCCCGUCGGGCGACAACGCGGACCGCAACCCGCUGUCCGGCUCGUGUGAGUCCAUAGACACGGCCGGGAGGCGAGAGAAGUAUAUCAAAUCGGCUUUCGAUAGUCUCAGCGGCGUCGAUGUAGAUGGCGCUGCUCAAACCGGCCACAACUCGCUGUCAGCGAAGCACUUGCGAGGCCCGACGAUUAGACCGGAUCCGGAAGCCGCGAGGAAAAGGGAGGAGUUGCAGAGGAGGAUACUGGAGACCAGGCGGCAGCUGGAGAGUGUCGCAUUCCGUUCAAACCUCAAAUCGAGUCAGUCCACAACAGACCUCUCGUACAUACCCGAAAAGGAUGGCUCGAAACGCAACACUCGACCCGUCUCCAUGGCCGUGCCGAGCAAUAGUAGACCCUAUGGACCAGGAUUCCAUAACGCCCCCGUUUAUCAGGAGGAAAACUUUGACAGCCUGUCGAGUUGUUUCUUUGACAGUCUUAAUUAUCACAACCUAGACUAUAGGAACAAAAACCCUUACGCCAUUCCCGCGAACCUGAAUCACAAAAUUAUCCCGGACUAUUAUGAUAAUUCCCAAGCUUACAUAUCGCCACGACCGAACUUACAACCCGAUAAACACAUGAACAUACAUACAAACAAACCAAUGUACAAGGAACACAAGCAGAACACGGCGUUCACAAUAGACAUGAAAAAGACGAAUUCGAAAGUAUUCAAUCGGCUGUUCCCAACCAAUGAGGAUAAAGAGCCCCCCAAAAUACCGCCCAGGAAUUUCCAUUUAAACUUGAACGAGAAGCCACAGACUAAAACACCGAAACCGAAUGCCAGAAGCAUAUUUAAGAAUUACAAAUCUUGUCCCGUUUCGCCUGUCUCUGAGGAGUGCAAGUGGGCGGAUAAAGUGCCACAGACUGAAAAUAGCGAAAAACGGAAACAAAACGUGUUCGAUGCUAAAAAACGCAACUCGCUCAGUUUCUUUGUCGGGUUGGACAAGAUGAAGGAGAGCCGGAGCAUCGUGGACACGAUAAAGAGUGAUACGGAGAAGAUGAUUGCGGAAAUAACGAAGAAAUAUGGGGAUCUGGACGAUUUUGAACCUAAUUCGCAGGGGGAUUUAGAUCUGCAACCGACUAAAGAGGAGAAAGAGGACGGCAAUUUCUCCUCUGAUUCGCUAGAAGAUUGCAGCUUGAGUCAGGACGUGAGCUGUAAAAAUAAAUUGUAUUCUAAGAAAAUAUGUAAGAAACACAAUAAAGGGAAGGGCAUGGCUAGACGCUCCGUUUCAAACUACGAAAUUUACGCUGGCACUUAUGAAAAGCCUAAAAUACCGGCGAAACCGACGAUCGAGCAAAAAAGUUCUACAUUACCUAGGAACAUGCCUUCGAAUCUAGACGACAUAAUGGACGAGGAAGUGCAUAGAAAUUAUUCCAUGUAUAGAUGUCAGAGCGUGCUAACUAAGCGAUGCAUUACGCGGUCUAAUGAAUCGGUGCUGAGCGAUCAUUCUAACUGUUCUAGUGUGUCUAACGAAAUAUUCCUAAAAUACGGCAACGAAGUGGCAUUCCAGCAAGCCAAAUAUAUGGACAGCCGCUACAAUCUGAACGGUUCGCAAAAUUGUUCCUAUGAAAACAUCAAUGAACCAGAUGAGAGGUAUCUAGAGGCUCACAGACACAGCAGCGCUAGUUUCUUUUUGAAUCAGAAGAAAUAUAUGAAGAACAGCUGUAGCCAAGAAUCCGUGUUAUCAGAUGAGUUCUUGGAUAACGAACAACAGUUAUCGCGUACAAAUUGCAAUUCCCUAGAGAGUGUUCUGUCGGACGACUCAGAAUGUACAAAAAGCGCUCCGUUGGAAAUGCUUUUUGAAGGCAAGAGACCCCACACCCAAAUAGCUAACAGUCAAAGUUGCUAUGAGUUCGAUAACACGUCGAAGAGUUAUGGAUCUAGUCCCAAUAACGUGCCCUAUCUAACUGGUUAUAUGUAUAAUAAUUAUUUCGCGGAAUCGUCUACUUCAAGGGUCGAUUAUCAUGAACCGACACCUGUUGUAGCCCAAAAGCCGCCAGUUCAUAAAGUUUACGGUUUCGAAGUACCAACCUCAGAGUUUUCUGGACAUAAAACCGUGACGAGGUCUAAAAGUCUGUAUGAUUCCGCUUCAAAACAACCACCACCGCCUCCCAAAAAUAUCGCGUAUUAUUUUGACGGUAGUAAUGUAAAACAGUAUGCUGGUGAGAAGAAAGGUUUCGAUGAUAUACCUAGAUUAAAAACAAACGAUUAUAUGGCGAGUACUAGCAAGUCUUUACAGCCAAAGUUUGCUGAAAAGAAUAAAUAUAAAAGUGAAAUGGUUGGAUGUGAACCAAAUACAAUGGUCAAAUCUAAGAGUUGUAGCUUUGAAGUGGUCUUAGAACCGGCAUCGAAACCGAAUCCUUUGAAAAAUUUAAUGGAAAAACGAAAUUCUCACGUACAAAAGAAUUUGGAGAAAUUUGAGGAACAAAUACGCAAAAAUACACAAUGCAAAAUUAAUAAAAAUCAGCUGAAUAAAGAAAAAGCAAAUGUCGCCAAAUACAAUAAUACAACUAAAAGUCUAGAAAGAGAUUCGGGCCAAAAACAUAAUAAUAACAACAACAACAACAACAAUAACAAUAAAAUAACGAUGGAAUUUGUUCCACAUAAGCCACCUAAGCCCAUGAAAAGAACAUCCUCUACAAAAACUAAUAACAGACUUAAAAGUAACUUGGAGAAAUCUGGUCUAAGUUCAUCGAUAUCUUCCCAGUACAAGGCGAAACUCGAUGGUUUACAAAAUAAAAAUUACAUAACAAACAAUAAAAAACUUGAAGAUAAAAAUUCUAAUAGAAUGGAUCAAGACAACGUAGAAAAAACUUUUGAUGUGUUUGUCAAAGAAAGAGAGAUUAAUGAUAAUAAAUGUGAAAUGCAAAUGGAUAGUCUAGAAGUAUAUGCAAUGCAGAAAUUGGAAAGAAAAAAGCAAAUGAGCAUGGACUCUCUUGACGUGAGCGACGAUAAUCAUGAUUUUGCCAAGGAUUCUUUAGAUUAUUACGCGGAACAAGAUAAUAAAUACUAUGAAAAGACCAAGAAAGAUAUAUCGAAUCUCAGAAUGACCAGAAAUGAAUUCGACACUGCAACACCAUGUCAUAGUAAACAAAAUAAUGAAUCAAAGGAAAAUAUAGCUCCUGAAAGUGACGAAGUGAAGAAAUACAAGUAUAUAGAAAGAAAAUUAGAAAUUAUUAAUAAAUUAGUUGAAAUGGAGGAACGUAAAAUAUUGCAAGAGAAGAUAUUUAAAGAGUGGCGAAUGAAACCGCUAGAAGCGAAUAUAAAUGACGGAAAAGGCGUAGUAAAAGUGUUAUCGCAGAAGUUUGAAAAGCUAGCUACAAAACAGACCACCGUCCCCAAUUUUGCGUCGCUCACUUUGGAAGAAGCUACAGAUGAUCAAAGUAUAGAUACAAAAGAGAUUAAACGCAAUUUGAGUCUGCCUGAUAUAUUAGACACAGAACAGAUUGGCUUAACAGUCGGUGGUGCUGACAUAUCAAACGAUAGCGCAAACAACAUAAUAGAAGUAGAAGAGGAGCAAUUAAAUAACACUGUACAAAAUGAAAUUCAACCACCGAAACCGUUGCCACAGAGGGUCUAUAACGAGAUGGUGUUUCCGAAAACAGAUGUCCAUCUAGACAGUGAGAAUUACGAGUCGUCCACCACAAGUUCGAGUUGCACAAAUUCACCCAAACGCAUGUCGCUCUACGGUUUUAACAGACCAAAAGUGCCGUUUCGGAAAAUGAUACGCCACCCGGUCCCUAGACUAUGUCUAGAGAACCAGAUGGCUAGAAUGCGACCGCCGUUUUGUUCCGGGAAUGCCGUAAGGGGCUUAGCGAGAAAGUUGCCUAUAGUCCCGGUGCUGCCGUCAAAAUUUCCAACGCCUUCAGGUUCGGAAAGCAUGAAUAGAUGUCGUGUCGGUUCUUUUUUUAUUUGCGCUUUGUAUAGUGCGAAUCCUAGUCCGCGCACGCACCUCUCGCCGCCCGAGCAAGAGAGCGAGACAGGUAUGCGUCGCGCUAUCUCACUCUCGGACCUCGCGGCCAAGCCAGUGCCGGCCCCCAGGACGCCGCAAGGUCAAUCGAAACCAGCACAAAACAGCACGAACGCGAGCAAGUCGCCGGGCGGCGGGUUCGCGCGGCCGGCGCCGCGGUACAACAACAAGUCUAGCAUGACACGGAGCAAUAGUGUCGGAGUGUUGAAUCAGAGCGACUCCGAGUCGGACCCGCAGCCGACGCGCCAGCGCGGCGGCGGGCUGAUGCGGCCGACUAUCAGUUCCAUGAACAAGGCGGCCGCCAACACGGCGAGGAGGCGCGGUUUAGCCAACGCGUACAGUACAGUGAACGUCGCCCGCUCGGAGUCGAGCUCGGAGGCGCCGCGCCCGCGCACCAAGGACGCCGCCGACGCUACUUUGUCAUCGUCCCAACAGUGCAGCACGCUGACCGAGCAGCUGACGAAGACGGCCAGCAAAGUGGUGCAGCUGUACCGCACGCUGCAGCGGGAGCCCAACGCGGCCGCCGAGAUCAGCGGCCUCGAAGCGGCGAUCCUUGAAACGCAGAAGGUCCUUCGAGCCGCCGUGCCCGGCGAGCCGGACAACAGGCAGAGAAUUGACAAUUUACUGUCCAAAGAAGGCCCCACAACUGGCAACCCAGCGAUAACACUCAUUGAGCAAUACUCAGAUAUAUUGCUCAACAUGAUGCAGAAUAAAAUGGUGAAUCAGUUCUCGCAGAGCCCUCAAAGCCUCCCCCCCACCUCCCGGGAACCCGGCACAGACAGCUAGUAUAAGUGGCAACACUGACCUAUGUGAAUUUUGAAAAUAGAACCUCAACCUGAACUGUGUGAAAAAGAAGUAUUUUGAAAAUGGAAUUCGGAAGAUUCGAUCUUCGAAAUUGUGUUCUAUUCGAAAACAAAUUUAAAUCUCGAACGGUGAAAUUUUGAAAAUGACUAUCUAUAUCCAAAUAUGGAUUUUAAUUGUGGAACUGUUUUUAUGAGUGGAAUGUGUUCAUUUUCAUGUUGGUAAAGUGAGAGUAUAAUUUGAAAUUUGAAAUUGAAUUUUGACAAUGAACGGAAUUGCAAUUGAGCUAUGGAUAUUCAAUUGAACAGAAUCAUAACAAUUUAAAUACCUCUACUAGAAAAGUCCCGUCUCUGUCUUUUGUUUUAAAUAACAUGAGAUGUCAAUAUAUUGGAUUAUAAUGCUAUCAUCUUACCUUUGAAAUGAAGCCUUACCCACACUUCAGUGUAAGCUUUACGACAAUAUUCCGAAUAUCACUUUAAAUAGCUUUCGUCAUAUCUAACAAUUAAAAUAUAGAAUUAAAACGCACAGAGCUCAUGAAGCGAGUCAAAAAUUACAAUUCAACAUCUUUAAUUUUCAGUCUUAUAGCAUUGAAAUGGUUUAUAAAUGAGAAAUUUUGAAAGAAAUGAAAAAAAUCGUUCACGAGGCGGAGAUUCGAACCCGCGUCUUUUUGCCAAACCGCCGUAAAACUUUCUCCACAUCUAGUUACCAUUAGAAAGGAAAGUUGGUGGCACUGUAUUUAAUUUGUUAAUUUUAUAUAUCAUUAUAUUCAUGUUAUUACAUUAUAAAUAAUCCCAGAAUAUUUACAAAUAUAACGGAAUUGAAUUGAAUAACGGAAAUGAUGAUUGAUAUAGAAAUAAUAUGUGAAAAAAAUUUUUAUUGUUAUUUAAUGUAAAUUCAUCGAAAAUAAUCUCUCAAUUCAAAAUCGUUAGUCAAAAUUGCUGUUGGAAUAAUAUAAUAUACGUGACGAAUAGCAAUGCAUGAAAAUAUCAUGUUGAAAUAAUAAAAGGGAGGGAAUGUGGAAGGGAGUUGUAGGGAAAUAUACAUAACUGUUUAAAAUUUUUCUUGUAAUGAAACGAUUCGAAGUUAGCGGAAUUGUUUCUAGGAAUUGAAUAAAAUAUAGAAUUAGGGUGGUGAUAUUUAAAUUUGAAUUGCAUAAUAAUAAAAUCAAUGGAUUUAUUUGUGGAAUUGAAAUGUUAAAUUUAUACAAUUAAUGUUAUUUAUUAUAUAUCAUUUACUGAAAUAAUGAGACAAGGCCUUUAUAUAUUUAAAAUAUACAUUAUCUUUUCAAUAAAAUAACUUUUAAUGCAGAUAUUUUUAUUAUUUAAAGUAUGGUAAUUUCAUAUUUUAAUGAUAAGUCCAAAGAGUCUUGUCUAGCUUAAUUUUGGUUAGAUCUUUACAGAAUUUCUAGUUCUUGUAAUUGGUUGAAAGAAACCAUAAAUAUUUAUUAUUAUAUUAUAUUGAAAUAUUUAUAAAAAUUCAUGGUAGUUCCACCGAUGGGAGAUUUCUUAGAAUUGCGACUGGAAAUUUCGAAAUUCUAAUACAAAAUGUGCAUUUAUUUUGGCGGCAAUCCGCCAUCUUGAUUUAGACGUCAAAUGUCAAAUUUGCGCGCGAAGCGGGACACAUCGCAACAUUGCCGUAUUACGUCCGGUUUGUAUGCUUUUUCAUUAUUGUUAAUGUUUUGAAAAAACUAAGACGAAUAACGUUGCGGGAUUUGAGAAAUUAAUGAGAAAAGAAAGAAAGAUUGCAUCUUUUUUCUUUCUUUAAUGAGACACUUGGAGUAAGCGACCCACAACGGAUGUGAUGUAAAUAAUUUAUGUAUAAUAAUCAUCGUUGAAUAUUUUUAAAAGUAUUAUAAUCUAACGCUAGUAUAAUAUUUUCUGUGUAUUUCAUAUUGUGAUAACAUAACUUGUAACGUACCGAUAUCUGUAACGGUAACGAUAACGGUAACGGUACCGAUAAAUAACGGUUUUUAACGUCCCAUAAGUCAAUAUAGUAUAAGGUUAUGUCACAACUAUUGUAAUAAUUAAUUAUAAUGAUAUCACAUCUAACGUUUGUCUUUUUAUUGUAUUUUUUGGUGUAAUUUCUAUUUAUUACUGUCCAUGUAAAUCAUAAUAAAACAGCGGUGUUACAGUCACGUCUUAAAGCAGUGCUAAUUCCAGUGUGAGAAAGUGAUGGACCUAUGUAGCUCUGUCUUUAUCUCACGCUGGAAUUAAUGCUGCUUUAAAACAUCACGCAAAUCACUGGUGGUAUGGUGGGGACAUCAAAUAUAAAGGUUAUCGGUAUUUAUCAACUUUUAUUUCAACAUAUUUCGCAUGAUAUAUUAUUCUACUUAACUUAAUUGUAAAUGUACAUACUCAAAUUAAAAUAAAUAUAAAUUAAUAACAGAAAAAUUUAAAAUAAUUAGAAAUUGUACCAAUAAUAUACAAAGGAGUGGACGCAGAGGGUUUUUUUUUUAUCGCCUCAUCAUAUUGUGGUUGAGAAAUAUGCCUGAUUAUGGCUGAGGGUAUUCCAGUAAUACCAUCUUGAGUCCCAUCUCGGAGAAUAUCCCAUUUAUACCACUCCCACGAAAUGAAUCCCAUCUGACUAAAAUACUAUACCGAUCCCACCUAUUACAAGUCCCAUUUAUAGCAAUCAUAAUAUGCAUGAAAAUUUAUUUUAAUUCUGUCCAAUAGUUUUAUAAUAUAAAUAUCUUCAGCCUAUAUCACUUAGUACUUUCUCAAUGAUAAUAUUUUAAAUAUUUAGUAGCUUUGUCAAUUGCGUUGUGUAUGUUUUGUAUUUUUUAUUUGUAAUGUAUGGAGUUGUAUGAAAUAAUAACAUUCCUUAAAUGUAGAUUAUAAUCGUCUUUGAAUGAAAAAAUAAAACAUACAUUCUUUUUUUAAAAUUCGAAUGCUCUUGAGAAAAAAAAAAUUCAAACUUGAAAAAAGAAUAGUAGUUGAAUUCGGUAUUUGAAAUAGACAUUCCAUUUAUAGAAAUUGUGUUUGUUUAUGCAAAUCCAUACAUUGUAUAACUGUCUAUUGGUAUUAAAAAGGGAAGAUAAUAAAAAUAGUACUAAUAUCAAAUACAGUAUGUUUGUACGUCGUCCUACCUACGUAUCUUUCCUUUUUGAUAGGAAUCAAUAGAAUUCGUAUCAUUUUCGACGGAGCAAUUUUGUAUCUUAGAUAAGAUCUGUAGUAUUGAUUUCUAGUUACGGGUUAAUGUAUGCAUAAGGGGCGCAAGUUCGAUUCCCAAAGUUAGCGAGGGUGUAGAUAUAUAGUUAUUUUAUAAAUGUUCAAAAUUGUAAUGCCAUUAACGGAAGACUAAUGUUUAUAUUAAUGUAGGAAUAUAAUAAUACACAAUAUAAUUU
Zerene cesonia (dogface butterfly) is the source of this 11929-nucleotide messenger RNA. RefSeq lists its product as uncharacterized. Gene Ontology annotation, cellular component: mitotic spindle. Gene Ontology annotation, biological process: mitotic spindle organization; regulation of mitotic cell cycle. The record is from RefSeq and is a predicted model, not a curated record. Gene Ontology annotation, molecular function: protein binding. The transcript has 37 exons. NCBI's taxonomy places the organism in Eukaryota, Metazoa, Arthropoda, Insecta, Lepidoptera, Pieridae. Bases 769 to 8571 code for a protein of 2600 amino acids.